CUUUCGCAUGUUUGACGGCACUACAGAAAAGCUGCCAUUCUCGACAGAACAGUUCGACAUUGUCUUGGUAUCAUGGCAACUUGAGUUUGCCGCGGACAUGGAAGCAGCGUUGGGGGAUAUUUUGCGUGUUACCAGAAAGAACAUAUCAUCUCGGAUACUGGUCAUCCAGGGAGCACCAGACAAUGAAUUUAUUCGCUUUCUUAACACGACUUCCGGGCUUCCCAACGCACGACAUCAAGGCUAUCUUCUCCAUUUUGCAAAAGAGUACUUUGCAAGGCAUGGAUUUGGCAAGGCUGCAGUGAGCCAUAUCAAAGCACACCAUGCCUUCCCCGACGAAGAUAUAUCCAAGAGGUGCAGAGCAGGUAUUGAUCUCCUUGCUAGGAACAUGGUUUCCGUGAUUGACAAAGAAGAGCUUUUUUCAAGGCUUGAACUUCAUUUCCGUGGAAGUGAGCAUGCGAUUGGCCAUAACAUGGCCAUGCUGGACGUGAGGUUGACUGCAAAUUAGGCAAGCAAGGUAACUUGGAGCCUUUGGGUUUCUACAGCUGUUUCCUAUUGACCUCAGUCAUAAAAACCACAAAUAUUAGUGUUUUCAGUACUCCGUAUUGGUUGCUGGGUUCAGACUCUUUGACAAUAUUCCAUGGAAAGCGUAUAGCUAGGUGGUUAAAUGGAAGGCCUUACCGGGAGAAAUAGACAUAGCAGCAGCCACAACUCGCCCCAUAACAAGCCCGCUACUUUUAACCAAACAACUGGGGACGAUAUGCAUGAUUAUCUAACGUAGUUAGCUGUGGCGCUAGGUAAUAUCGCUUUAUGCGACCCUUGCGAGGAGUUUGGAUCGUAGAAAUAAUCCGACGAGCUAAAUCCUGGAAAUCACUACUUGCUGGCGUUCAAAUGCAGCCGUCGUUUCGCGCAGAGAGAUAGCCACCGCG
Molecule: messenger RNA, 926 nt
Organism: Trichophyton rubrum CBS 118892
Lineage: Eukaryota; Fungi; Ascomycota; Eurotiomycetes; Onygenales; Arthrodermataceae
Exons: 1
Coding region: 8-505 (165 amino acids)
Molecular function (GO): S-adenosylmethionine-dependent methyltransferase activity
Source: RefSeq, a predicted model, not a curated record